AAUAAAAUAUGCAGAAUUGUAGUACACCAUACAAGUGAAUGUUUUAUAUUAAAGCUUAAACUAUUUAAACUACACUACACAUGUUUAUUUAUUAUAAUAAUUGUACUAAUAAAAUAUUCUAAGUGAAACUAUUUCAAAGAGUUUUUGUGUUCCGUACUUAUGUACAAUUAAUUAUUUGUUAAGUGAAAUUAUAAGCCAAUUUCAACAUGGUUCGAAGUGGCCGCGAUCGCGAUAGGGAUCGCCGUAAGUCACAUAGUCGUUCUUUGAGUCCUGAACGUAAGCGGCGUAGGUCUCGUUCACGAAGCAGAGAUCGUUCAUCAAAAGUGUCUAAGAGGAAACGAAGCCGUAGUAGAGAGAGAGAAUCUAAAAGAGAACGCAGCAGAGAUAGGGAUCGGGACAGGGACAGAAAAAGAGAUAAAAGAGAUGACAAGAGUAAUGGAUCAAGUAGUAAGUCAAGAAAGAAGUCUCCUGAUAGAGAUAAAGACAAUGAAAGAUCUAAAUCAAAAGAGAAAACAAUAAAGUCAGAAGCUGAAUAUGACAUUGGAUCAGCCGAUAAGGAAGAGGAACAGAAUAGGCUAGAGGCUGAAAUGCAAAAGCGACGAGAGAGGAUUGAGAGAUGGCGAGCUGAGAGGAAACGGAAGGAGCUAGAAACUGCGAAAAAAGAAGUUCAGAAAGGCAGCCUUGUCACCAAUAUCCAAACUCCUACAGCAAAGAAGUGGUCUUUAGAAGAUGAUUCUGGUGAUGAAGGCGAAGAAGACAAAGAAGCUAAAGAGAAACUGAAGGCUGAAGCAAAAAAAGAGGAAGAAGAAGAAAUUGACCCCUUAGAUGCUUAUAUGCAAGAAGUACAGCAGGAAGUGCGAAAAGUUAACCAGAUUGACCAAGCUCGGGGUAUCAUGCCUUCACCAGACUCUGGUGUUGUUAUUCUAUCAGGAACAGCUAAGAAGGUCACUGAACAUAAAGACAAAGGAGAAUUAAUAGAACAAAACCAAGAUGGGUUAGAAUACUCAUCAGAAGAGGAAACUGAGGACAUAAAGGAUGCGGCUGCCAACCUGGCGUCUAAGCAACGGAAGGAUCUGGCAAAAGUUGACCACUCCGGCAUACAAUAUAUGCAGUUUAGGAAAGCAUUUUAUACAGAGGUAAGUGAAUUGGCUCGAAUGACACCAGAAGAUGUGGAAGCAUACAGGACAGAGUUGGAGGGGAUCAGAGUGAAGGGCAAGGGCUGUCCAAAACCUAUCAAGUCGUGGGCUCACUGUGGCAUCAGUAAGAAAGAGCUCGAUAUACUGAAGAAGCUUAACUUUGAGAAACCCACACCCAUUCAAGCACAGGCCAUACCCGCUAUCAUGUCAGGAAGAGAUCUAAUUGGUAUUGCAAAAACGGGGUCAGGCAAAACCUUAGCAUUCAUAUUGCCAAUGUUUCGACAUGUGCUUGACCAACCCCCAUUGGAAGACACUGAUGGGCCGAUAUCUCUCAUCAUGACACCCACAAGAGAACUGUGUAUGCAGAUCGGCAAGGAUAUCAGGAAGUUUGCUAAAUCUCUUGGCUUGAGGGUUGUGUGUGUUUAUGGAGGCACCGGGAUAUCAGAACAGAUAGCAGAAUUGAAGCGCGGUGCCGAAAUGAUAGUUUGUACUCCGGGUCGGAUGAUAGACAUGCUGGCAGCUAACAGUGGCCGGGUCACCAACCUCCGGAGAGUGACCUACAUCGUGCUGGAUGAGGCGGACCGAAUGUUUGACAUGGGAUUUGAACCACAGGUUAUGAAGAUAAUAGACAAUGUCCGCCCAGACCGACAGACUGUUAUGUUCAGUGCUACAUUCCCGCGGCAGAUGGAGGCACUCGCGAGGAGAAUCCUGCAGAAACCUAUCGAAGUGCAGGUGGGUGGCCGAAGCAUAGUAUGCAAAGAGGUUGAGCAACACGUCGCCGUGCUAGAAGAAGAUGCCAAGUUCUUCAAACUGUUGGAGCUGCUGGGCUUGUACAGUCACCUGGGCAGCAUCAUUGUGUUCGUGGACAAGCAGGAGAACGCUGACAGCCUGCUCAAAGACCUCAUGAAGGCUUCCUAUUCCUGUAUGAGCUUGCACGGAGGGAUUGAUCAAUUCGACAGGGACUCGACGAUCGUGGACUUCAAGUCGGGCAAGGUGAAGCUGCUGGUGGCCACGAGCGUGGCGGCGCGAGGGUUGGACGUCAAGCAGCUGGUGUUGGUCGUCAACUACGACUGUCCCAACCACUACGAGGACUACGUGCACAGAUGCGGUCGAACUGGUCGUGCUGGUAACAAGGGGUACGCAUGGACGUUCCUGACUCCGGAGCAGGGACGCUACGCCGGGGACGUCGUGAGGGCCAUGGAGCUGGCAGGAGCCGUGCCUCCCACAGACCUGAGGGACCUGUGGGAGAAGUACAAGGAGGCACAGGAGAAAGACGGCAAGAAGGUUCACACUGGGGGCGGUUUCAGUGGGAAAGGCUUCAAAUUUGACGAAUCAGAAGCUCAAGCGGCGUCAGAGAGAAAAAAGUACCAAAAGGCGGCCCUGGGUCUGCAGGAUUCUGACGAUGAAGACGUGGAGGGAGAUCUUGACCAACAGAUUGAGACUAUGCUUGCUGCUAAGAAGAUUGUCAAGGAAAUUAAGCCCGGGCCGGGUCCGCCGCCGGCCCCCGCGGGCUCCGAGCCCAAGCUGGAGCUGGCCCGGCGGCUGGCGUCACGUAUCAACCUGGCGCGGGGCUUCGGAGACCACCGCGGGGCCACGCAGCAGGCCGCUGAGGCCGUGCUCAAGGGAGCCACCACGGCCGAGCACACGCUCAUCACGGCCAAGACCGUGGCUGAACAACUGGCGGCCAAGUUGAACACGCGACUGAACUACCAGCCCCGGGAUGAGGCCAGCCUGGAAGUGGCGGAGGAGGUGUUCCGCAAGUACGAGACCGAGCUGGAGAUCAACGACUUCCCGCAGCAGGCUCGCUGGCGGGUCACCAGCAAGGAGGCCCUCGCACUUAUCAGCGAGUAUUCCGAGGCUGGCAUCACGGUCCGCGGGACGUACGUGACGCCGGGGAAGACUCCGCCAGAGGGAGAGAGGAAGCUCUACCUAGCCAUUGAGAGCUCUCAAGAACUGGCCGUGGCCAAGGCCAAGGCGGAGAUAACGCGCCUCAUCAAGGAAGAGUUGCUCAAGCUGCAGACCUCCGCUCACCACGUCAUCAACAAAUCUAGAUAUAAGGUCUUGUAAUUAUUAGUCAAUGCAAUAAAUUGAUGAUUCGUA
Molecule: messenger RNA, 3236 nt
Organism: Leptidea sinapis
Lineage: Eukaryota; Metazoa; Arthropoda; Insecta; Lepidoptera; Pieridae
Gene: Prp5
Product: probable ATP-dependent RNA helicase DDX46
Exons: 18
Coding region: 207-3203 (998 amino acids)
Biological process (GO): mRNA splicing, via spliceosome
Cellular component (GO): nucleus
Molecular function (GO): RNA helicase activity; nucleic acid binding; ATP binding
Source: RefSeq, a predicted model, not a curated record